UCUAGUGGCCCGGCCGUAGUAGUGACUCACUCGAGGAGAUUGCCCUGCCGCUCAGCUCAGCUCAGCUCGGCCCCUCCCCUCCCACUUGCUCUCCGUUGCCUUCCUUCUCCCCCAUCUCCUUCUUGUCUCCAUAAGAGCACCCACCAACUCCACCACCGCCACUCUGUUCCUGCAAGCAUGCCGAUGCCACCGCCCGCCCGUUCACCACUCCUCUGAGCCCCAUCGACGCCUUGCACGCCCCCCACCAUGGGCUCCUUCCUCCCCCUCCUGCUCCCCCUCCUCCUCCUCGCCAAUGCCGCCCUCCUGGCUCGGGCGCUCAACCAGGACGGCCUCCACCUGCUCGACGCCAAGCGCGCGCUAACCGUCCCCGCGGCCUCUCUCGCCGACUGGAACCCCCGCGACGCCACGCCCUGCAACUGGACCGGCGUUUCCUGCCACGACGGCGACGGCGCCGUCAUCGGGAUCUCCCUCCCGGGCGUCAACCUCGCCGGCUCCUUCCCCGCCGCGCUCUGCCGCCUCCCGCGCCUGCGCUCCGUCAACCUCUACAUGAACUACAUCGGCCCCGACCUCGCCUCCGCCGCCGUCGCCCGGUGCAAGGCGCUCGAGCGCCUCGACCUCUCCAUGAACGCGCUCGUCGGCCGGCUCCCUGACGCGCUCGCCGAUCUCCCGGAGCUCGUCUACCUCAACCUCGGGAGCAACAACUUCUCCGGCUCCAUCCCGGAGUCCUUUGGGCGCUUCAAGAAGCUCGAGUCGCUUUCCCUCGUCUACAACCUGCUCGGCGGCGAGGUCCCGGCGUUUCUUGGCGGCGUCGCCACGCUCCGGGAGCUCAACCUCUCCUACAACCCCUUCGCGCCGGGCCCCGUGCCGGCCGAGCUCGGCGACCUGUCCGCGCUUCGCGUGCUCUGGCUCGCCGGCUGCAGCCUCAUCGGCUCCAUCCCGCCCUCCCUCGGCCGACUCGGCAACCUCACAGACCUCGACUUGUCCACCAACGCGCUCACCGGCCCCAUACCGCCGGAGAUUACGGGGCUCACCAGCGCCCUUCAAAUCGAGUUGUACAACAACUCGCUCUCAGGGCCGCUUCCCAAGGGGUUCGGCAAGCUCCGCGAGCUCAGGAGCAUCGAUUUCUCUAUGAACCGGCUCGACGGCGCCAUCCCCGAGGACCUUUUCGACGCACCCAAGCUGGAGAGCGUGCACCUGUAUGCCAACUCGCUCACAGGGCCCGUGCCGGAGUCGGUGGCGAAGGCGCCGUCGCUCGUCGAGCUGCGGCUGUUCGCCAACAGGCUGAACGGCACGCUGCCUGCCGACCUCGGCAAGAACACGCCGCUGGUGUGCGUGGACCUGUCUGACAACUCCAUCUCGGGCGAGAUCCCACCGGGGAUAUGCGACCGCGGUGAGCUGGAGGAGCUGCUCAUGCUCGACAAUAUGCUGUCCGGGCGCAUCCCCGAGGCGCUCGGUCGGUGCCGGAGGCUGCGGCGGGUGCGGCUGUCGAACAACAGGCUCCAAGGUGACGUGCCCGAUGCAGUCUGGGGCCUGCCGCACAUGUCACUGCUCGAGCUCAAUGACAACCAGCUCACCGGAGAGAUCUCCCCAGUCAUUGCCGGCGCAGCAAACCUGUCCAAGCUUGUGCUGUCCAACAACCGGCUGACCGGGAGCAUCCCAUCGGAAAUUGGAUCGGUCUCGAAGCUGUACGAGCUAUCGGCCGACGGCAACGUGCUGUCUGGCCCGCUCCCGGCCUCCCUUGGCGGCCUGGCAGAGCUCGGCCGGCUUGUUCUCCAGAACAAUUCCCUGUCCGGCCAGUUGCUUCGGGGAGUCGAAUCUUGGAAGAAGCUUAGUGAGCUCAACCUCGCGGACAAUGGCUUCACUGGCUCCAUACCACCGGAACUCGGUGAUCUGCCGGUGCUCAACUACCUUGACCUCUCCGGCAACGAACUCACCGGCGAGGUACCAAUGCAAUUGGAGAACCUGAAGCUGAACCAGUUCAAUGUCUCCAACAACAAGCUCAGCGGCCCGCUACCCCCGCAGUAUGCCACAGAGGCGUACCGCAGCAGCUUCUUGGGCAACCCAGAGCUGUGCGGAGAAAUUGCCGGUUUAUGUGUCAAUUCUAAGGGAAGGUCAAAGUACCACUCCGGCUUUGCCUGGAUGAUGCGCUCGAUAUUCAUAUUUGCGGCUGUCGUUUUGGUUGCUGGAGUUGCGUGGUUCUACUGGCGGUACCGAAGCUUCAAGAUAUCAAAGCUGAGUGCCGACCGCUCAAAAUGGACAUUAACAUCAUUCCACAAGCUCUCAUUUAGUGAGUAUGAGAUCCUGGAUUGCCUUGACGAGGACAAUGUCGUUGGCAGUGGUGCAUCUGGGAAGGUGUACAAGGCAGUGCUCAGCAAUGGUGAGGUGGUUGCGGUCAAGAAGCUGUGGCAUGGGGCGAUAAAGAAGGAUACCGAGAACGGUGGCGAGGGCUCUUCUGCCGAUGACAGCUUUGAGGCUGAGGUGAAGACACUCGGCAAGAUUCGGCACAAGAACAUUGUCAAGCUCUGGUGCUGCUGCAUACACAAGGACUGCAAGCUGCUGGUAUAUGAGUACAUGCCCAAUGGUAGCCUGGGGGAUGUGCUGCACAGCAGCAAGGCUGGCCUGUUGGAUUGGCCAACGCGGUACAAGAUUGCGCUGGAUGCAGCAGAGGGGCUAUCCUAUCUUCACCAUGACUGUGUCCCGUCCAUCGUCCACAGGGAUGUCAAGUCGAAUAACAUCCUCUUGGAUGCAGAAUUUGGCGCCCGUGUUGCGGAUUUCGGGGUCGCCAAGGUGGUGGAGGCGACCGGCUGUGCCCCCAAGUCCAUGUCAGUCAUCGCUGGCUCGUGCGGUUACAUUGCACCUGAGUAUGCAUACACACUGCGCGUCAACGAGAAGAGCGACACAUAUAGCUUCGGAGUGGUCCUCCUCGAGCUGGUGACCGGGAAACCACCGGUGGAUCCCGAGUUUGGCGAGAAGGACUUGGUGAAGUGGGUGUGCAGCACAAUUGAUCAGAAGGGGGUAGAGCACGUCCUCGACAGCAGGCUCGACAUGACCUUCAAGGAAGAGAUCACCAGGGUCCUGAACAUCGGCCUCCUCUGCGCAAGCUCUCUGCCAAUUAACCGCCCUGCGAUGCGGAGGGUGGUGAAGAUGCUGCAAGAAGUGUGCGGUGCCGGUGAGGCCAGGCCGCGUCUUGACAAGGGUGGCAAGCUGUCUCUGUACUAUGACGAGGACACCUCCGAUCAAGGGAGUAGCGUCUAAGGCAAUGACAGUCUAAAGAAGAGAUAAUGACGGUUGAGCUCUAGGUACAAGGGUUCCUUUCCUUUCAUGGCCAUUGAAAGAGUUGAAGCUAGAGUGCGUGCUGAUUUUAACCGCAAAACUGCUCGCUACCGACCCUUCGGACAAUAGGGUAACCUGUGCUUUUCAGUCCGGCAAUGGAGGGGGCGGCAGGUGGGCAGUAGGAUAUGGUGGUGGUGUUCUUGGUUCUUUCUAGUUGCUGUGUUUGUGGGGCGUCUCAUCUCGUGCAUUGGUUCCGGUAGAUCGGAUAGCUCGCCUGGUCUGGUACUCUUGAGAAAGUGUUUGUGAACGGAAUCAAAUGUAGGUGUGUGCAAUUAGUACUCUGCUUUCUCUUGAACAACUAGACAACUAGUACUGGUGUAUUAUUCCAUCAACCUCAUGGGCGCCCAUGGGUGGUUGUAUCGACUAUCUAAUGCUACUUAAGUCGCUUCAGAGAUGAAAUGGAACCCACAGGUUGCUGAAUC
Molecule: messenger RNA, 3755 nt
Organism: Phragmites australis (common reed)
Lineage: Eukaryota; Viridiplantae; Streptophyta; Magnoliopsida; Poales; Poaceae
Product: receptor-like protein kinase HSL1
Exons: 2
Coding region: 247-3255 (1002 amino acids)
Biological process (GO): protein phosphorylation
Molecular function (GO): receptor serine/threonine kinase binding; ATP binding; protein kinase activity
Source: RefSeq, a predicted model, not a curated record